AUGAAGCACAGGACGGAUCCGGAGAGGAUACCGGGAGCCUAGGGAUGAAAUCCACACAAUCUUGUUGAAUGUGGAUAUCGAUGCCGCGGCGAAGGAUGGGCCCUCUCCUCUCGGCCGCCUUCGUCUUUCUGCUGGCCCUGGGCGCCGUGUCUCCGGCUUCGGUGGGUAACCCCGAGGAUUACGCCGCGGAUGAGGCGGAGCGGACCGCCGGUGAAAACAUCGUGUUUGAUGACUAUCGGGGGAAAGGAUGCGUGGAUGACAGUGGCUUCGUCUACAAACUCGGGGAGCGCUUCUACCCGGGACACUCGAACUGUCCGUGCGUGUGCACGGAGGACGGGCCUGUGUGCGACCAGCCUGAGUGCCCCAAAUUGCACCCCAAGUGCACUAAAGUGGAGCACAAUGGAUGCUGCCCGGAGUGCAAGGAGGUUAAAAACUUUUGCGAGUACCGGGGGAAAACGUACAAAAUUCUGGAGGAAUUCAAGGGUUCCCCAUCAGAUGAGGAAGGGACCAGUCCGCCCAGCAUGGCUGCCGGCGUGCCUUUGGCCUCAGCGCAGCUGCAAUCAAGAACCAGGAGAUAUAGGCCGUCACCCUGUGAAUGGUGCCGUUGCGAACCAAAUAAUGAGGUGCACUGUGUGGUGUCCGACUGCGCCGUCCCAGAGUGUGUCAACCCUGUGUACGAGCCAGAGCAAUGCUGCCCCAUCUGUAAAAACGGUCCAAAUUGCUUUGCUGGAACAACGAUCAUCCCAGCCGGAAUUGAAGUAAAGGUGGACGACUGCACCAUCUGCCGCUGCCACAACGGAGACUGGUGGAAGCCAGCACAGUGCUUGCGGCGGGAGUGCCUCAACGGCCAGACGUUGUCAUAGAGAGACUCCGCCGGGGAUGGUGGAAAAGCUCAGGCAAGGCCCUGCCUACUGCACCAUUUUGUAUGAUUGACAGGGCAGGAGCACAAUUCCUAAGCAACCUGAGAAAGCAUAGUAUCACAGAGAUGCUCUCACAAGCUUCACACAAACACAAAUAUAGCCACUGAGAAGAAGACGGAACUUGUCUCAAGGCUCUUUCCACCCUCCAGUUUUAAUUGUCCUAUAUAUUUUCAGAAGUUGACUUGCUUGACUUGCUGCUCUCACACAAAAAGUUUCUAAGCUUUUUGAACUGUUUCCUAACCAUUGGCAAUGUGAAUUGCUCAUGUUGAUUUCUGUAUGUAUGUCAUCAGCUUGUUGUAUGUGUCUCCUGUCACAAUCACAUUGAUGUUGUAAAAUUCCAACAGCAGGUAAACAAACUGUAAGCACACUUAACGGCGCUUUUUUUUUUUUUUUUU
Thunnus maccoyii (southern bluefin tuna) is the source of this 1315-nucleotide messenger RNA. RefSeq names its product von Willebrand factor C domain containing 2 like (gene vwc2l). The record is from RefSeq and is a predicted model, not a curated record. Gene Ontology annotation, biological process: negative regulation of BMP signaling pathway. The transcript is spliced from 4 exons. The coding region runs from base 69 to 863 and encodes 264 amino acids. Gene Ontology annotation, cellular component: AMPA glutamate receptor complex. Lineage: Eukaryota; Metazoa; Chordata; Actinopteri; Scombriformes; Scombridae.